AUCCAGACCGAGACUCAGACAGCAAUGCCUUUCCACCAAUUCUACACUCCCAAGGGACUCUACUCCGACGCCGAGAAAGCGGCUCUUGCCAAGGAUAUCACGGCGCUCUACGCAGCCCCGCCGAUUUCUCUCCCGGAGUUCUACGUCGUGGUGGCUUUCAUCGAGCUCGAGCAGGGCAACUUUUUCGUCGGCGCCGAGACCAAACGCGCCGACAACAUGGUCCGCAUUCAAGUCGAGCAUGUGGCGCGCACGUUCCCCGUUGGAGAAGCCGGAGUCGCGAGCAAGCGUGAUUUCAUGGCGAGGUACGAGGGAACGCUCAAGCGCUAUACGGCCGGGCGCGGUGUCGACUGGGAGAUCGGGAUCCAAGACUCCGAUCCCCAACUGUGGCACCUCAACGGCAUGGCUCCUCCCCCACCUGAGAGCGAGCAAGAGAAACUCUGGAAGAAAGAGAACAAGGCGGUCCCUUACGUAGCGUAG
Mycena citricolor is the source of this 477-nucleotide messenger RNA. The record is from the annotation of a GenBank genome assembly. Lineage: Eukaryota; Fungi; Basidiomycota; Agaricomycetes; Agaricales; Mycenaceae.